Messenger RNA from Ochlerotatus camptorhynchus, 4828 nucleotides. RefSeq lists its product as uncharacterized. The transcript has 8 exons. Gene Ontology annotation, molecular function: protein binding; serine-type endopeptidase activity. Gene Ontology annotation, biological process: proteolysis. Lineage: Eukaryota; Metazoa; Arthropoda; Insecta; Diptera; Culicidae. The record is from RefSeq and is a predicted model, not a curated record. The coding region runs from base 1115 to 4357 and encodes 1080 amino acids.
UCGAGUUCGGAAGUAGUGCACCUUUCGCAGCGCAAGUAGGCUCCAUCGGGAGGAAGAAAGACAUUUGUGUUAAGGUGAACGCGCGCGCACGUUCGCAUUUGAAUCGAUCACGUUUUGUUGGUUUAUUGGAUUUUGCAGCAGCAGCAGCAGUAACUUUUCGAAAGUGCGCUCUUGUAGUAAAGUUGUAGACGAGUGGAACGGAAUUUUAAGACGCUGGGCGCUUUUGUUUUGAGACGAUUUCGGUGGUCGCGUGUUGGGAGCUUAUUUCGCCGAUCAUCUUUAUUAUCGUUGAAGUGUUGUGUGUAUGUGGAAGUCGCCAGUGAAAGAGGAGUGAAAUCGUGAAAAAAAAUAUCUGCUCAAUUAUUAAAAGGUGAAAAUCACUCGUUAAGUUUGAGUGAAUUUUUCGAUUGUGAUUUAAAAAAAAAAAGUGAACCAAAAGCAUUUCAGAGGGUGAAAAUACGUGCUUUAUUGUUAAGGAGAAAAUUUCUGCGGGAAAUAAAACAUCUUGAACCGGGAAACUGUUAAUUAAUGAACGAAAAGAAAACAAGAGGAGAACGAGGAGAGUCUCUGACCAGCAAACAGUCCGGAGUGUAAUGGUUGAGGUUUGCAGAACCGGGUGCAGCCUAGCGUAACCAAAACCUUCUUUGAAGGAAAACUAAUUCCCCUCCGAGUUUGUGCCCGUGAAGCACGGAGAGCAGCAGUGCAAGGUGAAACGAGUUCGAUCAUAAGAAUCGUGUGGAACUUGAGGUUGCCGUGGAGCAAAGUAAUCUAGAAAAAGGGAUAGGUCUUUGAUGUUGCUGUGAGCUGUGAGCGAGGAAAAGGCAAGGCCAACGCUAUUUACGCCACUCUGAUGCUGACAUAAACAGCGACUACUACGAUUGGCAGAGCAAGGAAAACACACAGAAUCGCAACCAGAAAUAGAACAGCAUUGAUUGCGGGCUCGUGUAAUUUCCAGCUCCACUCAACAACAACAACAACCCAUCCAUCAACGGCGAUUGGCGCGAGCCAAACACAGAGAGAAGCCAUGUGCUACCCGUUAGAUUCGUGUGCAGCUCAGUAGGUCAAAAUCUGGAUAACUGUUGAAACAGAGCUUUUGGAAAGGAGGCUCAACCUAAUGAAAAUGACGUCAUCCAAUGACAUCGGCGGGGGCGGUGGAGGAGGAGGAGGCGGUCAUAAUGGGCGCGCAAAUGGCCACCAUCAUCAUCAUCACCAUCGAAGUAGUAGUAAUAGUCAAAACAUCGUCGGACGAAGGAUGAGCAAUGUAAGCGUAAGCAAUAUCAAUCACAACAACAACAACAACAACAAUAACAACAGCAGUUCGAACAACAUCAAUGGAUUUAACCACAACAACAAUAGCCCAAGGAUGGAGAAGGAGAAAGACUGGGAUUUUAAGAAAAGUACAAAAUAUCCCGAAUCGGACGACUGCGACUCCCUUCCGCCGCCUCCGCCGCCGGAGGACGAUCCGUACUUCGACGAUCUCCAACCACCGCCAACGCUGCACCACAACGGUCACACACAUCACCUGAACCACCUGAAUCUGAACCUGGACACUUCCCCGCAUGGCGGCGGCGGCGGCGGUGGUGGCGUCGGAUCCAGUCCGGAAAAGUCCCGCAAGCAUCGAUCGAACUCGGACAGCAGUCAAACCAAGCACCAUCGGAACGGGCUGCAUCACAAGUCUUCCAAUGGGCAUCAUCACCACCACCAUCACCAUCAUCACCAUCGGCAGCACAACAGUAACACCAACAACAACAAGAGCAGCCGGGCGGAUUCGGUCCUUUCGAGCGACUCGGACAUUCGGUUUACACGGAGGAAGCUCGGCGACAAUCAAAAGUGUGGCUGCGCGUUGAUCGCCGGGUUUCUGCUGAUACUGCUGUUUGCCGGGGUCAUUGUCUAUGUGGGAUACACUUACCUUCGACCAGAACCCCUCCCGGAUAGGAUAUUCCGAGCACGGUUACGGGUGGUCGAAGGGGAUCACUGGACACCAGAACUGGCCGACCAAAGUACGACUCAAUUUCAGCACCGAGCACGGGACUAUCGGGAAAGAAUCAACCUGAUCAUGCGACGCUCUGACCUUCGGGAACCAUAUGAGGGAAGUGAAAUUCUAGCGCUGGAUGGCAACGAAGGCGAAGAUCUAACCCUGCACUUUGCGAUGUACUUUGACCCAUACGCUGAACUAGUUUCCGCCGCCGAUCUGCACUCGAUCAUCAUGGAAGAGAUCAUCUCCGAUCACCCGCGGUACUUCCGCAACCUAACCAUCGAUCCGUCCAGUUUGAUCAUCAAGGAAGUCCUAGGUCAAUUCGAUGAUAUUCCGGGAACAUCGUCCUCGCCACUUGGUGGCAAGGAUGACGAAAUCAACGAAGUCGUUACCACCGCUCGACCUCCACGCAAGUGUGAACCGCUGCGGUUGAGUUACUGCCGCUCGGUUGGUUACAAUAUGACAACCUAUCCGAACUUCUUCGGUCACGGUUCGAUUGAGGAAGUCGAGGCGGAUCUGAUCUCUUUCCGGGAGUUGGUCGAUGCGGAGUGUUUCCGGCAGGCAUUUGACUUUAUCUGUCGGCUGCUGCAACCUCCGUGCGAGUACCGAAGGAUUGAGGAACCAGUUGCCGGUAAGGUCUGCCGGCAGUAUUGUCAAGCUUUCUGGAGCGGCUGUGGUGAUCGGCUGCCGGAACGGUUCAAGAAGUUCUUGGACUGUGAGCGGUUUCCGGAGUCUACCGGGAUUCAGUCGUGCCACAGCCGUCCUGGUUGCGCCGGUGAACUGCAGUCGAAUGCAUUAUCUUCACGAUUGUGCGACGGAGUUGCCGACUGUCCAGAUAUGUCUGAUGAGAAUACCUGCACGUUUUGCCCGUAUGGUGCGAUCUACUGCGGUCGAGGUCGAGUUUGCUAUGCGAAGAAUGCCCGCUGCGACGGGAAAAUGGACUGCCCUGAUGGAAGCGAUGAGAAGGAUUGUCUUUCAAUCUCCCCUCAAGUGACUUAUUUGACCUUCCCAUCGCCAAUUGUACCCUACCGGCCACGGUUCUUUUCGGAAGGCUACGCUGUGUUUUCGGAAAAGGGCACAACCGGUAAGCUGUGCUCCGUCGGGAUGGAAGGUAAUGAUUAUGUGCGGAAUACGGUUGCCGAGUCUCUCUGUAAAGCCCUUGGAUUCGAAAGGGUCGACUAUUCGCAAAUUCGCAACGACACGGAACCAAAUACCAGCUACGUGCGUGUUCUGGACCCUCGGGCGUCGGAGAUUUCCUUUGUGAGGACCACGUGCCAGAGCAAGCAAUCAUUGUAUGUAAGCUGUGGCCAGUUGGAGUGCGGAGUUCAGUCUGUCCUGCCGAGUAAUCCCAAUAUGGGACUGUCGAAAAUGGCUGCACCCGGAGAUUGGCCCUGGAUGGUGGCACUGUUCCGCGCGGACACUCACGUGUGCGACGGAACUUUGGUCUCAUCAGAUUGGGUCCUCACUACAGAGUCCUGCUUCCAGGGACAAGCAAAGGCAACAUGGAUGGCCAUUUUUGGAGCUGUUCGCCUAUCCUCCAAUGCACCAUGGACGCAACGAAGACGAAUCAUCGGCAUGGUGAAAUCUCCCGUCGAAGGCAGCACUGCUGCCCUGGUGCGCCUGGAAAACCCCGUCAUCUACUCGGACUUUGUCCGCCCGAUCUGCCUACCGGACAUUCCGCUGAAGGAAACCAUCGACCGCAGCGACAACAACGUCACUCCGACUCCCCACGCCGAGCGGUUCUCCAAAUCUCUCCCGAAAAAGCGCAUCAAGGAGUUCCGUCAGUAUUUCGAAGCCCCCGGAGAUGAUGAAACGUCCGAUGACUACUCUGAAAUCACCGAAUCUUCCCGCUUCUCCACCAACGAAUACAACGCCAAAUUCGCCGACGAAGGAGCUCAAAUCCCGAAAGCCGAAGCCGUCCAGGUUAGUGGAACCAAGAAUCCCUACCCUCUGCCGGAGAACUCACCGCAGACGAACAACUACAUCUCCACGCUGAACUACAUCGGCAGCGGCUUUCAACCAUCCAAGACGAAGCAAACCGUCUGGAUCAACUGCAACACGUUGGGUUGGAGUCGCCAGCGGGAUCACCUGCAACGGGUGCAGCUCAAGAUCAGCGAUAUGAAACCUUGCGAAAACGUCUCGAUUGCAACGGUGAACAGCAUGUGCACGGAGGCAGCUUACCACAAGCAGGACUGCAGUGAGGAGGAGUUUGCCGGAAGUCCGGUCGUUUGCCUCCUACCAACCGAAAGAAAGUGGGCCCUGGUUGGAGUCGCUUCGUGGAGAAUCGCUUGCGCCCCGAAUGGAGUCGAACGACCCCGGAUGUAUGACAAAAUUACAUCCAACACCCAAUGGGUCCGGGAAACGAUUGCCGCCACGGUGUAGUAUCCGGCUGAGCAGGCUUUCCGGAAGCAGUGAUCAACUUGAUGUGCAAAUAUUAAGCUUAGAGUGAAUGCGUGAGCUAGUGCGAGAGGAGAGAACGUUCGCGAUACCUAUCAAUGCCAUUUGAUUACCUAGAGAUGACCAUUUCCCGCCCGAAAAAGGGGAAAUCCAAAACCUGUAUGUUUUAUAAUCAAGCUGAUGUAGAAAUGUACACCUUUGUCUAAUCAUCUAAUCGAAAAAAAAAAAAUAGAAUCAUGCACCAAACGUCCUGUUCACCCGUGAGAUGAAUGAACCCAUUUUUAUGUGCGGAGAAACAAGUGUAUAAAGCAAAAUUGACGUUAUUUUUAAUCCUAUUUUAACGAUUAAACUCUGUUGUAUUACUAUUAUAGAUCUUUAACUCUGAUUAUUCUAGAAGUGUAACAAUCGUGAAACAAUCCGAAAACUAUGCGAAUAAAAAUUGUAACAAAUUCGAAA